Penaeus vannamei (Pacific white shrimp) is the source of this 3116-nucleotide messenger RNA. RefSeq lists its product as uncharacterized. Gene Ontology annotation, biological process: protein phosphorylation. The record is from RefSeq and is a predicted model, not a curated record. Gene Ontology annotation, molecular function: protein kinase activity; ATP binding. NCBI's taxonomy places the organism in Eukaryota, Metazoa, Arthropoda, Malacostraca, Decapoda, Penaeidae.
CCAGGUUGUGUCGCCAGUGUGCAGCGGCGGCUUGUCAGGACGAGAACCUGGUCGUGGUUUUGCCGGUGGUCUCUGCAUUACUGGAUUGAGUCAGUACCAUACUGCAUUGAAUAGUGGAGAGAUGUCUCCCAACUACUUAACUGGAUGUGAAGAGGAAGCUGCAGGAACAAACACUGAUGGAAGGUCAAUCACUUGUGAUGAAAUAGCUGUAGAUGUUGUGACAGAAGAAGAAGUUGAACCAGGAGAGAUUGUGAGCUUUGAUACUCCACCUUCAGAUGGUCAAUGUUAUCAUCAGUUAUACGGUAUCAGAUCAUCAGAUGGUUCUGGACAUGGACAGCAAACAAGAAGAGAGAAUGGCAGUAUUGAUAGAAGUGGUGUAAUACAUCAUAAAUGUGUCAUUCAUGAUAAAGAUAAAUUGAGACCUUUAUUACUGAAGGAGCAAAGCCAGUCUAGAUGCACAGACAUAGUAAAGAGGACUGCAUGUGUACCUAAGUGUUCUCUAAUUUGUAAAUCUUCUUUACAAAUCCAUAAUAAUCCUCAAAGACAAACAAAUAUAAUUGCAAGAUUAGAAGGGAGCCCAUGUAUUCAGAAGUUUCCUGCUGCCUGUGACUGUAAUGGCAUAGCAUUGGGAAGACACCAAAGGCAUGGACAGUAUUCUGUUCGUAAAUUGUCAUUAGACCGAAUUGGUGAGGUCAGAAAAUAUGGAAAACGUCAUUCCCAUCAACAUCAUACCUCUACUGGGAGUAAGAAGCAAGGUGGCUUAGGAGGAAAUGAACUGCCAUUGCAACAUAUUUUAAAAUCUCAGAAAUAUUUACCUCCAGACAAGUCUCUCCUUGCACUUCCAUUACUUAGGCUUCCUCAGCAUGUCAAGCAGCCAAAAUAUUAUCAGUGCCAAAAUUUUAGCUAUAAGCUGUAUCCAAAAUAUAGUCACUACAUGCCAAAGAAAUGUGAAUUUGUAGCUGAUAAAAAGACUGUUGGUAAGAUAAGUGAAAAUAAGUUGAGCAUUGGAUCUCCCUUAAACAAACAGAAACUAAAUGUAGGACAGUUUCUGGUAAGAGGGAAGGAGCAAAACACUGUAGAAUCUGAUAAAACCAAUGUCACCCUAACAACUCUUAAUGCAAAUCUGAGAGAAAAAGAAGUGAUAAAGAUGGAUGGCAUAGAGGUACUUCGUGAGAUUGGUCGCGGGACCUAUGGGACCGUCUGGUUAGUGAGGAAGCGAAGUGACCAGAAGUACUUGGUUCUGAAAUCUGUAGACUUGUCCCAUUCCAACCAGCAAGAGGCAGAAGCAGCACGGCAAGAGGUCCGUCUCCUUGCAAGCUUAAAACAUCCGAACAUUGUGUCAUAUAAGGGUUCAUUUGAGCUCAGUUACCAAUUGCAUCUAUUGAUGGGAUACUGUGAAGGAGGAGAUCUUUUCACUUGCAUAAAACAGCAACAUGGCAAGUUAUUUUCUGAGCAACGCGUUAUCCGUUGGUUCAUUCAGAUAACAAUGGCACUGCAGUACCUCCAUGGUCAUAACAUUUUACACAGGGAUCUGAAGACUCAAAACAUUUUCCUUACACGUUCAGGUCUUAUAAAACUUGGUGAUUUUGGUAUUGCUCGAAUCUUGGGGUCUUCCAUUGAUAUGGCAACUACUAUGAUUGGCACUCCAUAUUACAUGAGUCCUGAACUGUUUGCUGGUCUUCCAUACAACUAUAAAUCAGACAUAUGGGCUUUAGGGUGUUGUCUGUAUGAACUUGUGACAUUAAAACAUGCAUUCCAUGCAAGAGACAUGUCGGGUCUUAUCUACAAAAUAUCACAUGGCAAGAUUGGAGGCAUAUCCAAAGUAUAUAGUGAAGAUCUGCAGUGCCUGAUUUCUGACAUGCUUAAUCGCACAUCAGACGUAAGACCUAGCACAUCACAAAUCCUUCACAGACCAUUUGUGAAGGGCCAUAUUUCAGCCUUUCUUAAGGACACUAAGCAGCCUGUACAAUCUGAUGAGGUUCGAAAGGUGGCAGAGGAGGAUUGUAAUAUGCAGAUAAAUCCCAGGAAAGAGAAUACAUCUUUAAAUGAGACAGGAAGGAUUGUUGGUUGUAUGUACUUGGCAGGAAAAUUAAAUGAAGAGAAAAUGAAGGAAGAAGUGAUUAGACCCAACCUUGGUGCCAGAAGAUGUUGUGAAAUAUUUCCUGAAUUUGAGUCUCUGCAGAUCUCUGGUGAUAAGAUGAAGUUGGAAAGCAGAUCAAAAGUUGAAUCCAAGCCAAGUGGAGUCAAGGAGUGCCAGUGCAAAAGACAAGGGAAUAAGGAAAUGCCAUCUGCAGGCCAGGGUUCAAAAUCACGCAGACGUCGCCAUCACAAUAAGAACUCAGUUAUUCCAGAUUCAAGUACAAAUCAAGAAACAUUGGAUGUUGCUGGAGAUUCUUUUCUACCUGAUAUAUCUUCUGCUGUCACAGCUGAAUGCAGUCCAUCAGCUUCCUCUGCCUUCUCUGCCAGGGAGAGGAGAAGGCAAAGAAGACUUCAGGAAAAAGACUUAGAUAUUGCAUGUGAAGAAAUGAAGAUGAACAGUAGUAGAAGCACAGAGAAUAUCUUUGAUUGUGAAUAUGUAACAGAAAAAGAAGUAAAAGCAAAAGCUAGUAUUGAUGCUUGUAUAACGGGUGAUACAGUUUCUGAAGCAGGUUUAGAUAACCCAUUAAUUCAGGGUGUACCAGUGUCCUUAAAGUUCCAGGAAGUUACUGACUUUGUAAACAUCCUGGACACAACACUAAGUGAUGAUGGUGUAGAAAACUUCAGUGAAAACUGUGUACAAGAUCCACAGAUUACAAUGCCAAAGGAUGGAUUGGAAUCAAGAAUUGGUAUUUUGGAAGAUGCACUUAAAAAUAAAGUGGGGAAGGGCCAAGCAGCAGAAGUGAUAAGUUUGGUCAAGACAAACUCUUGGGAGGGCUGGGAAGACCAGAGAGCAUUGGCAGAGAAGAUACUAGGAGAUCCCCUGUUUUCUUCAGUUGCAACUAUAGUUUGGCACCUAAAAUUGUGUUACUGUUUUCAUAAUGAUGAACUUGAUCAUCCUGUAUGAAAUAUAGACAUUUACAUGAUGAUAGUGAAAUCUUAUAGAUUUUUCAAAUAUAUAUUACUCUUAGAGCUAUACU